Messenger RNA from Lachancea nothofagi CBS 11611, 1014 nucleotides. The record is from the annotation of a GenBank genome assembly. NCBI's taxonomy places the organism in Eukaryota, Fungi, Ascomycota, Saccharomycetes, Saccharomycetales, Saccharomycetaceae.
AUGGUUUUUGAAGCUGGAAGCAGAGGUGGCCGUGGAGGCUCUAGAGGAGGAAGAGGUGGCUUCGGCGGUGGCCGUGGUGGAUCCAGAGGUGGUUCCAGAGGUGGUUUCGGCGGUGGCCGCGGUGGAUCCAGAGGUGGCUUCGGCGAUUCCAGAGGCGGCUCUAGAGGCGGUUUCGGUGGUGGUCGUGGAGGUCCUCGUGGCGGUUUCGGCGGUGGUCGUGGAGGUCCUCGCGGUGGUGCUAGAGGCGGUGCCAGAGGUGGUGCUAGAGGUGGCGCCAGAGGUGGUGCCAGAGUUGUCAUCGAACCUCACAAGCACGCCGGUGUUUUCAUUGCCAGAGGUAAGGAAGAUCUAUUGGUCACCAAGAACGUUGCUCCUGGUGAGUCCGUCUACGGCGAAAAGAGAGUCACUAUUGAAGAGCCCGCUAAGGAAGAAGGUGUUCCCCCAACCAAGGUUGAAUACCGUGUCUGGAACCCUUUCAGAUCCAAGUUAGCUGCCGGUAUCAUGGGUGGUCUAGACGAGCUUUUCAUCGCGCCUGGCAAGAAAGUACUAUACUUGGGUGCCGCUUCCGGUACCUCUGUGUCGCACGUUGCUGACGUUGUUGGUCCAGAAGGUUUGGUUUAUGCCGUUGAGUUUUCUCACAGACCUGGCAGAGAAUUGAUCUCCAUGGCCAAGAAGAGACCUAACGUGAUUCCAAUCAUCGAAGACGCUAGACAUCCACAGAAAUACAGAAUGUUGAUCGGUAUGGUUGACGCUGUCUUUGCCGAUGUGGCCCAACCGGAUCAAGCACGUAUCAUUGCUUUGAACUCCCACAUGUUCCUAAAGGACCAAGGUGGUGUUGUUAUCUCCAUUAAGGCCAACUGUAUCGACUCUACUGUCGACGCCGAAACCGUUUUCGCCAGAGAAGUGCAGAAGUUGCGUGAGGAACGUAUCAAGCCUAUGGAGCAAUUGACAUUGGAACCUUACGAAAGAGACCAUUGUAUUGUCAUUGGUAAAUACAUGAGAAGCGGGUUGUAA